GUCGUGUACUUUUCUCUCAAUAUAAACGCGCCCACUAUUGAGUUCGUUUGUCGAACAUUUUAUUAUAAACGUAACGUGUUAGUUCCUAUAGAUUCUCUGCGCGAUUAUAUCUUAACAGGGAGUAACAGUUUGAAGGAACACUUCUCAUCACAUUGGCGAAAGUUCGAAGAAUUUGUCAUCUAACCCGCUAUAAAAUAACGAUUUGCGGUGUUAAUUAGAAAUUGUGGAAUUUUCUUUGUCAACUGCGUAGUAAAAGUAUAUAUACUUAGAACGAAGGUUGAACGAAGAAGUCGUGUUCUUCGUGAAACAAAAUGAUACAGAAAAAUAAAGACUAUAUCGACGAAUUGCUGGACAUGUCAGAUCCUCCAAACACUAGCAAUUGCUCGAGCGAAGUCAUCCAAUAUUAUACAGGACGUAACGUUCUUGUAACGGGCAGUUCCGGUUUCUUCGGUAUACUUCUGAUAGAAAGAUUAUUGCGCUACGCGAAAUAUACACAUAAAACAAUCGUAAUCCUUGCUCCGCAAUUUAUUUCCAGUCUCUGUUUUAAGGUUUACGAUAGAUUAAAAAAAGAGCAGCCUGACUUUAUUACUAAAGUAAUAAUGAUAGAAGCCGACUUCAGCGAAGCAAAUCUAGGCUUGUCGUCGGAAAACCGAAAACAUCUCUUAGACACAAACAUAAUCUUCCAUUUAGCGGCGUCCGUGCGAUUUAAUGAUACGAUUCGAAAUGCGGUGCAUGUUAAUGUGAGAGGAAACAAAGAAAUUCUCCUCUUCGCGAGAGAGAUGCCGAAUUUAGAGGCAUUUGUUUAUACAUCAACCGCAUUUUCUCAGUGCGUGAACAAUUUUAUCGAUGAGAAAUAUUAUUCUCCGCCUUUAGAGACGGAUAAGAUACUGACGUUACUCAACGUUUUGGACGAUGAGAUGUUGAGCAAAAUAACGCCAACACUAGUAGGCGAAUGGCCGAAUACUUACGUGUACACCAAGGCGAUUGCCGAGGAUACAGUGCGACAAUACAGCGCCGGGUUAUCAGCUUGCAUCAUACGUCCUUCGAUUGUAACAUCAACGGCGAAAGAACCGAUACCUGGAUGGAUCAACAACAUAUAUGGUGCAGUAGGCGUAAUUGUGGGCAGUGGCAUGGGUUUGCUACGUACUUUACAUUGCGUGCCUGAAAAUACAGCGGAUAUUAUGCCCGCUGAUUACGUGAUAGCGAACAUUAUCGUUGCAGGUUGGGACACCGCCAAAAGAAAGGAUACUUUACUCAGCAUUGACAACAAAAACUCGAACGUUCCGGAAACCGAGAGAAUUCCGAUUUACAACUGCGUGUCGUCAACUCAAAAUCCUAUUACUUGGGAAAGGUUCAUGAAAUUAAAUGAGAAAUACGGCAAGCGUGUGCCGAGUACGAUGGUCAUCUGGUAUUACAUGUUCACGCUAAAUAGAUACCGAUUUAUGCAUGAGAUAUAUAUGAUAUUUUUGCAUAUAAUACCUGGUGCUAUACUUGACGUUCUGGCUUUCCUCAUGGGCCGAAAACCUAUGUAA
Molecule: messenger RNA, 1532 nt
Organism: Odontomachus brunneus
Lineage: Eukaryota; Metazoa; Arthropoda; Insecta; Hymenoptera; Formicidae
Product: fatty acyl-CoA reductase 1-like
Exons: 6
Coding region: 312-1532 (406 amino acids)
Biological process (GO): long-chain fatty-acyl-CoA metabolic process
Cellular component (GO): peroxisome
Molecular function (GO): alcohol-forming very long-chain fatty acyl-CoA reductase (NADP+) activity
Source: RefSeq, a predicted model, not a curated record